CCCUCUCGUCUGACGAGUUGGAGGUAUUCCCAAGUAUUUUUCACAGAUUGCGUAGAAAUUUCAGCAGAAAUCUGGAAUUUUCUUCUUUGUCAUCACAACACAACAAGUACAGCAUCGUGAGUUCUUGCAAUCUGCAGAGUUCAACUUGAAGCAGAGAAAUUUCAGUGAAUUGCAACAGUAAAGGUGUUUUCAGUGGCAGUAAAAGAGAAGCAACAAAGAUGUCUUACAGUUUCGAGUCAUUCGCCAGGAAUAUGGGCAUGAAAAUUGAAGCGCCCGUGCGCACGCAUCUGGCCAAGGUGUACUGCUGCCUGGCUGCGACGACUGCCGUGGCCUCGACUGGGGCCUUCGUGCACAUCCGUGGCAUCUGGGAGGCGAGCAUCCUGAGCGCCCUGGCCUCCAUUGCGCUCGUGCUGGCCCUCCACUUCAUCCCGGACAACGGCAAGAACCUGCUCACGCGCCUCGGCCUGCUGCUGGGCUUUGGCUUCUGCACCGGACACUCGAUGGGCCCCCUUCUUGAUCACGUGAUCCUCCUGAACCCGCAGAUCAUCGUGACGGCGCUCGUGGGCACCAGCGUGGUGUUCUUCUCUUUCACGGCCGCCGCGCUGCUGGCACGCCGCGGCCAGUACCUCUUCUUGGGCGGCAUGCUGUUCAGCGUGAUGAGCUACAUGGCACUGUUCAGCCUGGCGAACAUCUUCUUGCGCUCCAGCCUCGUGUACCAGAGCCAGCUGUACAUCGGCCUCGGCGUGAUGUCCGCCUUCAUUCUGUACGACACGCAGGCGAUCAUGGAGAAAUGUCGCAUGGGCAGCAAGGACGUGGUCGGCCACUCGCUGGACCUCUUCUUCGACCUGGCCAGCGUGUUCCGCCGUCUGCUGAUCAUCCUGUCGCAGAAGGAGCAGCGCGAGCAGCAGCGCAAGAAGCGCAACAACUAAGCAUUCCCGCGUGAGUAAUUCAAUGUCAUUUGGGAUUCAGUGUAUUUUUGUUUGGAUGUGCAAAAUAUAUAUCGUGGGCGAGGAUUCCCUUCACAGAGAAAAAGAGAUAAAUUAUCCAGAAUAUUUUAAUAUGUUCGGAAGAAAAAAUUCAAUUGGUGAACUCAAAGGAAUAUACAAUGAAAUGUGGUGUUAUUAUUAAUUCAAUAAAUCAAUACUUGUGUAUAGA
Molecule: messenger RNA, 1155 nt
Organism: Phlebotomus argentipes
Lineage: Eukaryota; Metazoa; Arthropoda; Insecta; Diptera; Psychodidae
Gene: BI-1
Product: bax inhibitor 1
Exons: 2
Coding region: 219-929 (236 amino acids)
Biological process (GO): negative regulation of RNA splicing; cellular response to unfolded protein; negative regulation of endoribonuclease activity
Cellular component (GO): mitochondrial membrane
Molecular function (GO): enzyme binding
Source: RefSeq, a predicted model, not a curated record